UCCUCUCUCUCUCUCUCCCUCUCUCUGUGUCUCUCUCCUACUCUGAGACAGAGUCAGAACUCUUCUCCCUGACAGCCACAAACAUCUACAGCACUUAUUGCAUUCAGAGAGGGAACCUGCAAACAAAACUUCACAGAAAACUUUUGGUUCUUGUUCCAGAGAAUUUGCUGAAGAGAAGGAAAAACAAACAAACAAACAAACCAACCAAACCAGCCCCCCCCCCUAAAAAAAAAAAAACCAAAAAAAACUGUGCGUGAAAGGGGGAGGAAAAGCAGGGCCUUUUAAAAAGGGAAUCACAACAACUUUUGCUGCCAGGAUGCCUUUGCUUUGGAAGAGAGGAUUUUUGUUGGUGCUUUGCUGGAUUAUAGUGAGGAGUUCCCCAACCCCAGGAUCCGAGGGGCACAGUUCAGUCACUGACUGUCCAUCAUGUGCCCUCGCCACGCUCUCCAAGGAUGUGCCCAGCUCCCAGCCUGAGAUGGUGGAAGCAGUAAAGAAGCACAUACUGAACAUGUUGCACUUGAGGGACAGACCUAACAUCACCCAGCCGGUGCCCAAGGCAGCACUUUUAAAUGCCAUCAAAAAACUCCACGUGGGAAAGGUGGGAGAGGAUGGUUAUGUGGAAAUAGAGGAUGAUGUUGGAAGAAGAGCCGAAAUGAAUGAAGUUGUGGAACAAACCUCAGAAAUCAUCACUUUUGCAGAAUCAGGCACAGCCAAGAAAAUGUUGCACUUUGAGAUUUCCAAGGAAGGCAGCGAACUAUCCGUGGUGGAACAUGCUGAAGUGUGGCUCUUCCUGAAGGUCUCCAAGGCCAACCGGAGCAGGACAAAAGUCACCAUCCGCCUGUUCCAACAGCAGCGGCAGCCAAAAGGCAACUCUGAAGGAGCAGAAGAUAUGGAGGAUGGGGGGCUGAAAGGUGAAAGGGGCGAGACUUUGAUUUCAGAAAAGGCAGUGGACACCCGGAAGAGCACUUGGCACAUCUUUCCUGUCUCCAGCAGCAUCCAGAGACUCCUGGACCAAGGCAAGAGCUCUUUGGAUGUGCGGAUUGCCUGUGACCUAUGUCAAGAGACUGGAGCCAGCCUGGUGCUACUGGGCAAGAAGAAGAAAAAGGAAGAUGAUGGGGAAGGGAAAGAAAAGGAAGCCGGAGAAUUCACAGGAGAAGAGGAGAAGGAGCAAUCGCAUCGCCCCUUCCUGAUGUUGCUUGCCCGGCACUCAGAGGACCGCCAGCACAGGCGGCGGAGACGAGGCCUGGAGUGCGAUGGCAAAGUCAACAUCUGCUGCAAGAAGCAGUUCUUUGUCAGCUUCAAGGACAUAGGCUGGAGUGACUGGAUCAUUGCACCUACAGGUUAUCACGCCAACUACUGCGAAGGAGAGUGCCCCAGCCAUAUAGCGGGCACAUCUGGGUCAUCGUUAUCUUUCCACUCCACUGUCAUCAACAAUUACCGCAUGCGGGGCCACAGCCCCUUUGCCAACCUCAAGUCAUGUUGCGUGCCCACCAAGUUGCGGCCCAUGUCCAUGCUCUACUACGACGACGGCCAGAACAUCAUUAAGAAAGACAUCCAGAAUAUGAUUGUGGAGGAGUGUGGCUGUUCAUAGACGCACGGGUGCGCAAGACCCUUCUCGUUGAGAAGAAAAGGUAUCGAAAGCCCAAGAAGAGGAAAGACCAGACAUGGUAUAACCUUUUUUUUUUUUUUUUUUCGAACGAAACAAUCGUUGGAAAUAAAAGCAAAAACAAAAGAGAGAGAGAGAAAACAGAAUUUAAAAAAAAAAAUAAAAAAAAGACUUGACGGAGGAUCAGAAAAGACUUCAGCUAUAAAAAGGAAGAAAGCUCCAUGAACCCGGGCUUGAAUGAGAUACGUCUGAAUGGCGGUAUGGGGUCGGGGAUUUCCCCUUCCUUUCAGUAUGCUCCUUAUCUUAUUGCGUAGUAUCUUAAACUUUAGUUAUUACUAGGGGAGUUCCGUUCCCUCCCUUAGUUACCCCCCAGUUCAAGCCGUGGUAGCAGCCCAUCUAACCUGCAGCAAUUUGGACCAAGUCCAAAACGUCAUUGAAAUUCCUUGAAAAGCCAUGUGUAUGAACACUACAUUCACUGGCACUUCCCCCCCCCAAAAAAAAUUUACAGAGGAACUGAGUAGGUGUGUAGUGUUUGCAUGUAUAUACAUAUGGCUAUGUAUUUAUAUACGUAUCUCUAUACAUACAGACACUAUACACGUACGUAUCCUUAACGUUGGGUAAAGGGACAAUAUUGUGCAGGUGUAUACACCUUCGUCUUCUGCACUACAUUUACAAAAAAGAAAAAAAAAAAAAGGAAAAAGGAAAAAAGAAAAACGAAGAAAAAAAAACAGAAUAAAAAAAAAGAACGAAUGAAAGAAUAAAAGUUACAUUUUGUAAAGGUGCUUACAACGUUAGAACUAUGCAACCUAGUUGGUUUGAAACUGUUUACCUGCGAAAGAAAGAAAGAAAAAAAAAAAAACAAAACAGAAAGACUUUUUUUAAAUGGAAGUAACUUGUUUUAAAAAAAAAAUUCUUCAGUGAGAGAUACUUGAAAGGAACAUGUUUGUCCAGUUACUGGAGCCAAACAUUUCUAUAUUUUGUAAAAAAAAAAAAUUUUUAAUCGUUUACUAUUUGCACUACAAUGGUGUCUGACCUGUCUAAUCCUUAUUUAACAAAUAUUUGCAAGGGAGGGUGGUUGGGUGUGGGAGGGGUUGAGAGCUGCACUUAUUGUGAGCUAUACAAGAACUGCUACAGCACACAAAAUAGCUAUUUUUAUUAUUAUAAUAAUUAUUAUUAUUUUGUACCUUAAAAUGAAUAGACACAUACACCAAAGACAUUUGUGUGAGCCUCUAAAAAAAAGUCUGUUUGUGGUUGGUACCAUUCACCUGUAACAAGUUAGGGUUUGAAUUAAGGGUCAGUGGGUUGAUUACAUUCAGGCUAGAGUAUCCGUUAACUGCUUCCACUCAAAUAGUGCCCUCAACAGAAAAAUUGCCAUUUGAAGUAAACCCAGAAAAGCCCUGGGCUUUGGAUCCAAGGUCCAUCUAAAGAGAAUUGUACUCUUUUGCAUGUACAAGACUACGACUUGUCCCUGAUGCAGAGCACCUGUGCGUUGCUGGGAAACAACUUUACUCGAGGGAUAUACAUACGUAUAUAUUUCCGUACGUAUAUACGUAUAUAUAUACAAGGUAUAAGCACUUCUGGCUUCACUUUAAUGUUCUUAAAACAAAUGAAUGUUUGUGUGCAAAGCACAGCACGUUAAAAGAUGGUUUGCUACUACCAAGCGGGAGGCUCCACGUUCAAACUGGUAUUUUGGGGGAGAGAGAAACCUCGAGUGCUGGUGUUACACUUGGGGAAGGUUGGAGGUAAAACGGGGAGCAGCUUUGGGCCCUGCCCACCAUCGCCCCUGCAAAUAUACAGAAGAUGGCAGUUGUGGUGAGGAUUUCUGUCAGAAACGCGGCCUUCAAUCAGCACGAGGCUGGCUGUCCCAACCACCACCCUCUAGCAUGACAACUCUUCAUGGGUUUGCACGUUACCUGUUAAGACCUAAUUUUCAGUGUCAACACCUAACCUGAAGGGUCCAACCCAUAGGGCAUAGGUAGAUAGUGGUUUGUUUCUUUUUUUUUUUUUUUUUAAAAAAAAUUCUAUCUCUGUCGUAUUUAAAAGAAUGUUAAAGUUACACCAUUUGUCUUUGGGUAGGGUGAGAUGAUAAGAGGGAACGGGAGAAACCUUUAGGCCCUGUUUACACUGAAUUUGAAAACCCUGAGCCUGAAGAUUCGGGCUCUCACAGGUUUAGAAGACCAAGGCCUUGCUGGGUGCCUUCUGAUGGAAGGGGUUUUUAAAACACCUCCCGCAGAAAGAAGCGCUCACGGGGCUCCCCACCUUGUUGAGAGCACAGUCCGGUUAAAAAAAAUUAAUUAAAAAAUUAAAAAAAAAUAAAAUAUAAAAAUAUAGCACAAUUUAACCCGCUUGCAUUGGCUAGGGAUAGCGUGUUAGCACCUUUAUGGCAAGAACUAUGUUGAAACAGUGUAAUCAGGGCCUUCAUUUUUGUCAGCCAAAACUGUUUAUGUGUGUGUGUGUGUGUGUGCAAGUGUGCGUGAGCCUUCUCUGGGUGUGCAUCUGUGUGUGCGCGUGGGCGCAUGUCUGUAUUUGUACGUAUCAAUAGAGAUUUAAAAAAAAAAAAAGAAGAAAAAAAAACAAGGGAAAAAAAAGAAAAAAAAAGAGAAAAAAGAAAAAAAAAAAAA
This is a messenger RNA of Calidris pugnax (ruff), 4227 nucleotides long. RefSeq names its product inhibin beta A (gene INHBA). The coding region runs from base 317 to 1591 and encodes 424 amino acids. The record is from RefSeq and is a predicted model, not a curated record. Gene Ontology annotation, molecular function: cytokine activity; growth factor activity; hormone activity. Gene Ontology annotation, biological process: BMP signaling pathway; SMAD protein signal transduction. NCBI's taxonomy places the organism in Eukaryota, Metazoa, Chordata, Aves, Charadriiformes, Scolopacidae. Gene Ontology annotation, cellular component: extracellular region. The transcript is spliced from 2 exons.